Soboliphyme baturini is the source of this 603-nucleotide messenger RNA. The record is from the annotation of a GenBank genome assembly. Lineage: Eukaryota; Metazoa; Nematoda; Enoplea; Dioctophymatida; Soboliphymatidae.
AUGUCUUGUGGUGGACGAAGCGGAUCGCAUGUUGAACAUGGGCUUUGAACCGCAAGUACGUCAAAUCGUGCAACGAGGCAAUAUGCCGGCUUCCUCCAGUCGUCAGACAAUGAUGUUUAGCGCUACGUUCCCACGCGACAUGCAGAUGUUGGCGAAGGACUUCAUGAAACCUGAGCACAUAUACAUGGAAUUCGGUGAGCUCGGCUGUAUUCCUGCGUCGAUCACCCAGAAGCUUUUGUUGGUGCAGCCUCGAGACAAACUGAAAACGUUGAUAGAAUUGUUGCAAAAGGAAGACAUGAACAAUCGGGUACUGGUCUUCGUACAGCGCAAGUCGUCCGCUGACUUCUUGCUGUCAGAUCUGCAGCGAAGCAACUUUCAUGUGGCGGCUAUUCAUGGGGAUAUGUCGCAGCGAGCUCGCCAACGCAGUUUGUCGCUGUUCAGAAAGGGAAUGGCGCCGAUUCUCGUUGCGACGGCGGUAGCCGCUCGUGGGCUUGACAUACCGGACGUGAAGCACGUGAUCAACUAUGAGUUGCCGCAGGACGUCGAAGAAUACAUUCAUCGUGUCGGCCGGACCGGCCGCGUUGGUCACGAAGGUGGGUAGGU